Choloepus didactylus (southern two-toed sloth) is the source of this 2021-nucleotide messenger RNA. It is a transcript of the gene EFEMP2, whose product is annotated as EGF containing fibulin extracellular matrix protein 2. Lineage: Eukaryota; Metazoa; Chordata; Mammalia; Pilosa; Megalonychidae. Bases 163 to 1494 code for a protein of 443 amino acids. Gene Ontology annotation, molecular function: calcium ion binding. The transcript is spliced from 11 exons. The record is from RefSeq and is a predicted model, not a curated record.
AGGCGCCGGGGUGGGCCGCGCCGCGGCGGGCGGGCGGGGGGGCGCUUCCUGGGGCCGCGCGUCCAGGGAGCUGCGCCGUCCGUCGGUCCGUCCGCCCGCAGGCGCUGCCCGAGCCACCCGAGCCACCGGAGCCGCGGGCCGCGGGGGCGUCGCGGGCCCAAGAUGCUCCCCUUCGCCUCCUGCCUCCCCGGGUCUCUGCUGCUCUGGACGCUGCUGCUGUUGCUCUUGGGGACAGCAUCUCCCCAGGAUUCGGAGGAGCCCGACAGCUACACGGAAUGCACAGAUGGUUAUGAGUGGGACCCUGGUAGCCAGCACUGCCGGGAUGUCAAUGAGUGCCUGACCAUCCCCGAGGCCUGCAAGGGGGAAAUGAAAUGCAUCAACCAUUACGGGGGCUACCUGUGCCUGCCCCGCUCGGCUGCUGUCAUCAACGACCUGCAUAGCGAGGGACCCCCGCCACCUGUGCCUCCUGCUUCCCACCCCAACCCCUGUCCACCAGGCUAUGAGCCCGACGAGCAGGAGAGCUGUGUGGACAUGGACGAGUGUGACCAGGCCCUGCAUGACUGUCGCCCCAGCCAGCAGUGCCAUAACCUGCCCGGCUCCUACCAGUGCACCUGCCCCGACGGCUAUCGCAAGAUUGGGCCAGAGUGCGUGGACAUAGAUGAGUGCCGCUACCGCUACUGCCAGCACCGCUGCGUGAACUUGCCUGGUUCCUUCAGCUGCCAGUGUGAGCCCGGCUUCCAGCUGGGACCCAACAACCGCUCCUGUGUGGAUGUGAAUGAGUGUGACAUGGGGGCCCCGUGUGAGCAGCGCUGCUUCAAUUCCUAUGGGACCUUCCUGUGUCGCUGCCACCAGGGCUACGAGCUGCACCGGGAUGGCUUCUCCUGCAACGAUAUCAAUGAGUGCAGCUACUCCAAUUACCUCUGCCAGUACCGCUGUGUGAAUGAGCCAGGCCGCUUCUCCUGUCACUGCCCCCAGGGUUACCAGUUGCUGGCCACACGCCUCUGCCAAGACAUUGAUGAGUGCGAGUUGGGGACGCACCAAUGCUCUGAGGCCCAGACCUGCGUCAACUUCUACGGGGGCUACCGCUGCGUGGACGCCAACCGCUGCGUGGAGCCAUAUGUCCAGGUGUCUGACAACCGCUGCCUCUGUCCGACUUCCAACCCCCUGUGCCGGGAGCAGCCUUCUUCCAUCGUGCACCGCUACAUGAGCAUCACCUCGGAGCGCAGCGUGCCCGCCGACGUGUUCCAGAUCCAGGCGACGUCCGUCUACCCCGGCGCUUACAACGCCUUUCACAUCCGUGCGGGAAACUCGCAGGGGGACUUCUACAUUCGGCAAAUCAACAAUGUCAGCGCCAUGCUGGUCCUUGCCCGGCCGGUGACAGGUCCCCGGGAAUAUGUGCUGGAUCUGGAGAUGGUCACCAUGAAUUCCCUCAUGAGCUACCGGGCCAGCUCUGUCCUGCGACUCACCGUCUUCGUGGGGGCCUACACCUUCUGAGGAGAUUACUGGCCUCCAGGAAGGGCUGCCCUCCCCGCAGACCCCUGCAGCCAUGGAGCCUGGGGCUCAGGGGUGACUGUGCUCUGCCAAAAGGGAAGAUGUUGUGAAGGGCGCAGAGGAAGGCAAUAAAGGGACAAAGAAGACAUCCUGGUGGCUGAGGUGGGUGGGGACCCUGCAGUGAGUCCCAGAUUGGGGGAGGGGGCAGGCCCACGGGAGGCAGGGCCAAGUCUGCCUAAAGGGGGCUCUGCUCAGGCCGACGGGCUCCAAUGGCGGGACCUGGGAGCCACAUCCUCGAGGCCGAUACAGGCUUAUGUACCAUGGGUAUCAGGCUCACCCUGGGUGGGGGAGGAGGUAAUAUGGCAAGCGGAGAUUUGGGCUUGGCUAGGGUGCAGGGGGCCAGAGAACCCCUGCUUGGGGAGCGCCAGAGGGCCCUGGGUUCCAGUCCUCACUUGGUCUCACACUAUGAACUUGGCCAAACUCUGGUAGCUGUGCCUCAGCCUUCCCAUCCAUAAAGUAAGGCGACUGGA